AUGAUUAUUUUUACUCCAACAGAAAAUUGUCAUGUUAAAUUGGCACCAACGAGUAAGCUAUACUUCACUGUUGUGCAAUUUAUAUUGUGGACAAGCAUCCCAAGAUCACUUACGGCAUCUCAAAUUAGCCCCAAGCCUCCACGAUUGAGCAUAUUGUACCUCACCGAUAGACCGCUGACUGACAAGAUAAAAACAUCGCUGGCUCAAUUUGAAAGCAAACUUGCAAGCAGUACCAGAUUUAACCAAACAGUCCAGUUAACAACCCAAGUCCUUUCGCAGAACGCUACCACAAUAUUGGAUACGUUACGCGUGCUGAAGAAAUGCGUCCGAUGGGAGGAAACGGAAGUUAUUAUUGUCAAUCUGAACGAUGAAAAAGUAAAAAAGAUGGUAUUAUGUGGUUAUAGAGGACUGGUGUUUGACAUCAAAACGAGGCCAAGAGAUAUGCAACAGGUAUUAAUUAUAGAUAAACAGGGAACAAUACUGUAGAUGUUGAUUCUCGCUAACGUGACAAAAAGAUGUUCCAACUGAACAUUCUUUGUGCGAUGCUAUACUGUUCGAAACAAACGCCACGAUCUUAUGACAUCACGCUUGACAGACCAUACCCCAAUCUUAUGACAUAACGCUACUAACUCUUGACGAAGGGCCUUCGCUCGAAACGUCGAGUUUCUGCUUAUUUUUUAAGGUAGUAAUAUAACCACUCAGCACAUGCAGCAUACCCCGAAGUAAUGCAUGCAAAUUAAGUUAAUGUACAUUCGGACAAGUCAAUGUUCAUGACCCCCAUCUUAUCCCGUUUAAUGCUGGCAACAACUUCCAAGCAACUCAGUUUGGCAAUAAUUUAUCAUGACACUUUGCUAUAUAAAUCUGUCUGGGAACGAGUCUGAGUUUUGAGUCUGGCAACGAGGUUGAUAUUACGUGAGAGUAGUGCAUGGGGAUUAAAGAGCGCAACAUGUUGUGAUGAGCAUUUCUUUUUAGGGGUGUGCGAAUUUGAUGAAAAUGAAGAAGUAGUCGAUCUCCACCAUGCGUCAUGUGCAAAAUUGCACUUUUUCUCACAAAGCGAAAGGAAGAAAUUAACUUCGGCAAUAUGUUGAAAAAAUUCUUCACAAAAAUAUAGGAAACGAAUCCAACAUUUUCCCGUCCAAAGAUUUUUCCACACUGACAAGUAAAAUCAAUUCAUUGAGCAUUAGACAGAGUAUAGAACAUUAAACGACAUCGUACACAUAUGAUCGGUAUGGUCGCAAAAGAAUGGACCUAUUACCUAAUGAACAAAAUUUUGAUCUAGACAAGUCUAGACAAAAAUUUCAUCACAGCUUGAAAGAGCGUCACAAAAUUAGUAAUAUUCCGAAGUUUCGUUACGAAAUGUUGUAAAAUGCGGAUAAUAUAGUCCUGCGAAGUUUGCCGUUUUUCAGUCAUUUUGUAUUACGCGCGGGAAAUUGAUACCUUUUUUCAGAAAGCGGUAUCAAUUUCCCGUGCGUAAUACAAAAUGAAUGAAAAACGGCAAACUUCGCAGGGCUAUAUUAUCCGCAUUUUUCAAUAUUUCGCAAGGAAACUUCGGAAUAUUACUAAUUUUGUGAUGCUCUUUCAAGCCGUGAUGAAAUUUAUGUCUAGAUCAAAAUUUUGUUUAUUAGGUAAUAGGUCCAUUACGAUCAAAAAAUAAAGUAUACCUGUGCCAUGCAUUUACUUUUGAUUACUGUAAGUAAUAGCAAGUAAGAACUUUUAAAAAUUUAGCUUUCCUAAUGGCCUAGCUGUUUAUGUACAGAUCCUUCUUCGAAUGUCAGGCAACUUGAGGGAAUUAGAAAGCUAGAGUGCUAAUUAAAUUAAAUUAAAAGCAGUGAUCUCCAUAUAUAUAUCUGGAGUAAGAACUCGCGUCCAAAAUGUAAAGAUGGCGGAAAUCGACGUCCGGCGCCAGUCCCCUAAUUCUUUCUGUCUUCGCGGUUAACAUGUACCGGCUGCAUGCACGGAGUGUGCCGAAAUCGGCCAUGUUUUGACUUCAAUUUUAAGAUUAAUAUUAUGGUUUUAUGGGCAGAUAAUUUGAUUAGCAAUACGAUCCAUUAGAAAAAAUACAAUUAGCCGUAACGAAAACUGUUUACGACCUUCAUAGAUAUUGGACGUCGAUUUCCACAAUUUUUUUGUCUUUUCUCAUGGGCCAAAUGACUGCGGAAGUUCUAGAUCCAGUUAUAUGUAGAGCUCACUGACUAAAAGUCGGUUCCUUUUACUCCCUUUGCAGACAUCCUACAAUGUGCUCACCGUAAAACCAUCGCUCACACGGCUUCACGAAUCUGUAGAAAAAAUUUUCGGCGAAAUCGGGUACACGAAGAUGCACGAAGUCGAAUGCUUCACCCGUCUACAAUCAGAAAUCACGAAAAUGAAACAAACUUUGGAAAACAUUAAAGAUAGCUCGCAUACGUUCAUAUUCGUAAAAUGUUUGGUGAAUCUGGACCUUAUUCUGCAACACGCUAACGAAAUUGGCCUCACAACCAGUGACUUCCGCUGGGUUUUUCCAGGAGUAAUAACCUUGAAAGAAAUAUCAAAUAAUUUACCUCAAAAUGUGAUAGCCAUUGAUUUGCCUGGGUCAGGUGACAGGCGUCAGUCAAUGGUGGAGGAUAAUUUAUUGUUUCUUGGCGACGUGCUAAGUGUCCUAGAAAUGACGUUGGAAGAUAAUUUUGAGAAUUUAUUGGCAGGAAAGAUGUGGAAUUCUGCAAGGCACACCACUUCCUUAAAAAGGCAAGUUCUAAAGCCAGAUUUGCAGAGAUUUGCAAUGUUGUAGAUUAAUCAGUGAUAUAUUUUUUACUCUAUUCAGAUACAUUGUGAAAGAACAAUUCUCUGGUGACACAGGGGAUGUGCUAUUUAACGCGGAUGGGCAACGUUCUGGAGAAACCUAUGAAAUUUUCGAGCUUAUAACAUUUAAUGGCGUCCGUCAGUGGCUUCCCAUUGGCUCGCUUGAAAAAGGAAACGUCAGAAUCCUUUUCAACCAAUGGCGAUUGGAGGACAAUAUACCAGGAAAACCGGUUUUGAGAGUUGUCACACGACUGAAACCUCCGUAUUUAAUGUUUGGCACGGUGCAGGACCGAACAUCAACCGGCGAGUGCGAAAUAGGCCGAAUCUGCCGUCAUUUUACGAAAAUCAAUGAUAACUUUACGGCUGGUGCAGAAACCACUCCGAUGGAUAUUUCUACAAACAUCUCCGGUACUUUAGCGACUAACAAUGAAUCCGUUCCGACAAACUUUGAGGACAAAUGCUGCACCGGGCUUAUCAUUGAUCUAUUGGAAAGGCUCGAGGCCGACGUCGAGUUCGAAAGCAAAAUUCACCUUGUAAAGGAUGGAAUGUUUGGAAGCAACGACCCGAAAACCCGACGAUGGAAUGGCAUGAUAGGUGAGCUUGUCAGAAACGAGGCUGACAUGGCGGCGUCGACACUUACGAUCACUGCUAAGCGAUCCAAAGUUGUGGACUUCACAUUCCCAUAUGUGGACAUUGCGAAUGGAAUAUUGGUUUCUGCGCAACCAGCGUCGCAUGGCGUUUGGGACUUUGUCUUUCUGGAUACAUUCAGUGGAUCUCUUUGGCUCGUUUUAUUCAUUGCGAUUCAGGUAAUUAACGUAUCGAUGAUAUUGUCCCGGGUUUGGUUGUACGGUCCGGUCUAAUUGAUAGUUUCAACACUGUCAACUGCGCAUUCGACUUAUCUAAUGCUUUGUUACCUUUGCUCUUCUCUAUGUUUUUGUAAAUUGGAAUACUAGUAACAUGGGAUGUAUGUUACCCGGAGUUUUAAAAUGGGUAGAAAAAAAUUCGGCGACUUUCCAAAUUACUAUAUAAAAUAAAUUGUAUAACGAUUCCACAAAUUCCACUAGAGGUAUUUCAGUAUUACUAUUUAUUUUCGUACCACGAGAAGUGGCACAAUAUCAAAUCCAGUGAGCACUAGUUAUGAAUAGAAUUAGGGUUCGUUUAAUUAAAGGUACAGUAAAAAUCACUGGAUGUAAAAAAAUUAUGAUGUUUAUAUGAAAUUGCACCUUUAAAACAUUAGCCUAAGUUGCCUAGGUAUAUAUAUUAAUUAAAUCUACCGCAUUUGUUUUCUCUAGAUUGUCAUAGGCUUACUAUGGUUAGCCGAAAGUCUUCGCAAGCGAAGGAGAUUCCUCAAUUUUCCACACAAGCGAGACAACUCUAUCAGCUGUGCUCAAAUUAUCAACUACACGUGGUCGCUGGUGUUCCAGAAAGCUUCAGAGGAGGUGGGGCCAAAUACACUGGGGGGUAGGACUGUGGCUGCAUUUUUUGCGUUCUGUACUAUCAUAGCAUGUAGUUCCUUCACAGCAAAUUUGGCUGCCAUUAAAGUGACAACGAAAGAAGGGAUUAGCAUCAGUGGAAUUCAAGACAAGAAGGUAUUUAAAAGUGUUGUUCUGCUAUGGCACGUAUUUCGGUUCUUCGGGAAGAAGGACUAGGUCAAGGAAACAAAAUUUCUCAGUCUAUAAUCUCCUUGAAGAAACAUGGCUACAUACAUGGCUACAACGUACGUUUCUAAGUUUGUACAACGUCGGGAAACAUGGCAAAGAAACUCGAUAAACAAAGCUAGGAAACAAUGUUAGCCGCCAGUUUUUACAUCUUCAGGAAACAGGGCUAAGAUGCGUUUCAGAUUUACCCAAUUUACCCAAAACAUGGCUAAAAACAAUGUUUCUUGGUUUGUCCAUCUUUAGUAAGCAUGGCUAGGGAAUGUUUUUUGGUUUAUUCAAAUUCGGCAAACUCGGCCAGGAACAACUUUCAACUGGGAAACAUGAUUAACCACUUAUGAGAAAUAUGGUUUGCUUCUUUCGAGAUAUAUAAGGCUAGGUUUGCCCAAAUGGCUGCAAUCAUGAUUAAAAAACAAUAUUUCCUGGUUUUCGUACGCAGCUUCAAGAAACAUGCCUAGGAAACUUUGUCACUUUUCCAUCAAUGUCUCCUAGUUUGCCCAGCCUUAAUUAAUUAAUAUUUUUAUGAUCGUGGUGUUACAACUCAGGCAGUGGCAGCCAUGACAUGGUCAUAUUGCGCGGGUACUAUGCUAAUAAACGUAAACUCAGAUGAUCUAAAGAGAAUACAUUUCUAGAGGUUUGAAUAAUUUAAAAUUUGCAUAGCAUGACGAGUUAUAGCUGAACUCAGGUAUGAUUAUAUUUCUUACCAUUUAGUUUCAAAAUGGCGAAAUAACAUUUGGGACGCUGGCGAAUUCUGCAAACCUGGAUUUCUUUAGAGACAGUACCGACCCGUCAUUUCAACGAAUUUACAAACGAAUUAAAGGAAACGUUGUUUCAACUUAUGAAGCUGGUGCACAGAAAGUAAUUUCUAGGCAAGAACUGAUUUUUUAAAUCUGUUAUAACUUCAUUUAUACCUGACAGUUCUGAAGACUGAACAACAUGUUCUCUCUAAGUGUCUAUAUAAAGGCCUUCUCCAAGUUGACCGCCUUACUAUACACGCGGAGUCUAAACUAACUUUGUUUAUGCUGGAUAUCUCACUCUGUUACUCAUAUACUGCACGGUACUGUACUGCAAGCGCAUGUCUUCCCAAACACAAAUGUACAAUGCCAACAUUUUGCAAUGAAUUUACUCAAACCUUCUCCAUUUCCUCCCACAUUUGCAAUUGUCUCCUUGGUUUUGCGGACGUUCCUCGAGGGUUGGAGCGAUAAGAACGUCUUCCAUAAGAACCUCAGAAUUUCUUUGCUUUUCUUUAAUAUUCUUUUCCAUGUUUCGCAUGCCAAUCUUACUACAGCAAAAAACAUAAUUAAAUUCAAUCAGUUUAUUUAUACUGGAUAGAAUUAAAAAAGGUUACAUACAUUUGUCAAUGUGUAAUUUCGACCAUGUUUUAAAUUAAUAUUGAACUUUUAAUAUUGCACCCGAUAUCAGGAUUUCUCCAUCAGUCCUAAAGUGCUCUGACCAGGGGUUCGAUAAGGUCGAUCUUUCAUAAGAAGCUUUAUUCUUUCAGUUCUGUCUCCAACCUGGCAACCCCGAGGUUGUUCUGUUUCAACCUAGGUCAAAUAAACGGACUGUCCUGCUUGUGUAUUUGCCCAAGGGUAAUAGAGAAGGAAACUAGACUAAACAAAUUUUAUAUAGUGAAAGGCUCCAUCACUAAUAGUGAGGCCUCCCUAGGGCUCCAGUAAGCCUAUUGGCUUAUUAGUCUACUGGCGCACUCAAAGUGAAACUUGACAAUCUUUUUACAUGUGGCUCCAUUAGUUAUAAACUAUUCUAUACCUAGGAAUUAAAAUCAGGUUUUCUAUUAUAACUUUAAUAAAAGAUUUAUGCAUUUUACUUUAUAGAGAAUGGACAGCGUAUAUAGCUGAUACGCCACAACUUGCCCAUCUGGUUUCUAAGCAAAGUGACUGUGGUUUAAAAAUAACAGGCGAUCCUUUCUUCUUCUCCGGCUACGGAAUUGCUUUAAGAAAAAACUCAACUUGGAAUACUCGUCUAUCACUUGAAAUUACUACUCUUGUUCGAAAGGGAUUUAUCUCAAAGUUACAAGCCAAGUGGCUGGCGACCGGUUGUGAGAAUAAGCAAGACCCAGAAACAGAAAAGAUGGGACUUGAUGAUAUUGGCGGAGCAUUUCUCAUUGUGAGUUUUGGGUGUAUUGCCAGUGGGAUAUUAUUGUUGCUCGAACAUGUUGUAUGGUAUGUGCUUAAUAGAAAAGAGAUGAUGGAAGCAAAUGAGGCAAGAAAGAAGAAAAGUGUGGAUCAUGCUUUUGGUGCUUUGGUAAAGGUAAUGAAAUUAGCGAUAAAGUUAUGAUAAUAGUGGUAAUAGUUAUGGUUGUGGAGGGAAGUGGUAGUUUUGGUGAUGAUGGCGGUAGUGGUGACAGCGAAAAUGGUUGUAAUGAUGAUGAUAAUGGUGGUGUUAAUGGUUUUUGUGAUAAUGGUAAAGCUUGUUGUGUUGGUGAUGAUGGUGUUGGUGUUGGUAGUUGUGGUAAUUGCGACGAUGGUGAUAAUAUAAUGGUUGUAUAUUGA
Paramuricea clavata is the source of this 6940-nucleotide messenger RNA. Lineage: Eukaryota; Metazoa; Cnidaria; Anthozoa; Malacalcyonacea; Plexauridae. The record is from the annotation of a GenBank genome assembly.